AUGGAUAAAUUAUCGUCGAAAAAUGAAGAAAUUCGAGAAAAAUGGAUAAUUUAUCAAACUUUGGUUAUGAUUUUCGUCAAAUUUUUCUGUUUUCCAUUUUGCUAUUUUUCGUAUGUGCAAAUAUUGGCGGAUGAGGAGCGAUUGGAUUUAAAUAUGAUUUUGAAUGCGGUGAGUGGAAAUUCAGAUUAUUCAUCAUUUUUAGGCCAAUUUUUGAGCUUCUAGGCUCAUUUUAGGCCAUUAUUUUUCAAAAUUUCAGAUCUACUAUCCAUUAUUCAUAAUUGAUAUGUUAACAACACCCAUCGUCUUUCAAAUCACAUAUGUUUUGUGCGACAAAUCGAAUCUGGAAAUUUUGCUGAAAAUGAAAAUGAAUUUCAGAACUUGGAGAAUGAUUUUUUGUGGAUCUUCGAAUCAUGUGGAAAAUCACAAGGAAUUGUAUAAUAUGAGCAAUUAA
This is a messenger RNA of Caenorhabditis angaria, 451 nucleotides long. NCBI's taxonomy places the organism in Eukaryota, Metazoa, Nematoda, Chromadorea, Rhabditida, Rhabditidae. The record is from the annotation of a GenBank genome assembly.